Octodon degus (degu) is the source of this 2585-nucleotide messenger RNA. RefSeq names its product solute carrier family 2 member 4 (gene Slc2a4). The coding region runs from base 203 to 1732 and encodes 509 amino acids. The transcript has 11 exons. Gene Ontology annotation, cellular component: membrane. NCBI's taxonomy places the organism in Eukaryota, Metazoa, Chordata, Mammalia, Rodentia, Octodontidae. The record is from RefSeq and is a predicted model, not a curated record. Gene Ontology annotation, biological process: D-glucose transmembrane transport; cellular response to insulin stimulus.
GCUCCUGCAGAUCCCCGAGAGCCCCGCUGCUCUCCGGCUCCGCGGCUUGUGGUCGGGAGGGUCCCACCACGCCCGCCCUCCGCACAUCGCUCCGGGACCCUCGUAGUGGACUCGGCUUCUGCCCGCCAGGCUCGGGCCACAGACCCCCACCAGUCGCCUGUCAUCAUUGCAGUUCCUGCGUCUCCAGCUUUUCUAACUCAAGAUGCCGUCGGGUUUCCAACAGAUCGGCUCUGAAGAUGGGGAACCCCCUCAGCAGCAAAUGACUGGGACCCUGGUCCUUGCUGUAUUCUCAGCUGUGCUUGGCUCCCUGCAGUUUGGCUAUAACAUUGGGGUCAUCAAUGCCCCGCAAAAGGUGAUUGAACAGAGCUACAAUGAGACCUGGCUGGGGAGGCAGGGGCCUGAGGGACCUGGCUCCAUCCCACCAGGCACGCUCACCACCCUCUGGGCUCUCUCCGUGGCCAUAUUCUCUGUAGGUGGCAUGAUUUCCUCCUUCCUCAUUGGCAUCCUGUCUCAGUGGCUAGGAAGGAAAAGGGCUAUGCUGGCCAACAAUGUUCUUGCAGUGCUGGGGGGCACCCUCAUGGGCCUGGCCAAAGCCACUGCCUCCUAUGAGAUCCUCAUUCUUGGACGAUUCCUCAUUGGUGCUUACUCAGGGCUAACAUCUGGGCUGGUGCCCAUGUAUGUGGGAGAAAUCGCCCCCACUCACCUUCGGGGAGCCUUGGGGACACUCAAUCAACUGGCCAUCGUCAUUGGCAUUCUGAUAGCCCAGGUGCUGGGCUUGGAGACCAUGCUGGGCACUGCCACCUUAUGGCCACUGCUCUUGGGAAUCACAGUGCUGCCUGCCCUCCUGCAGCUGGUGCUGCUACCCUUCUGCCCUGAGAGCCCCCGCUACCUCUACAUCAUCCGGAACCUGGAGGGGCCUGCCCGAAAGAGUCUGAAGCGCCUGACGGGCUGGGCCGAUGUGUCUGAUGUGUUGGCUGAGCUGAAGGAUGAGAAGCGAAAGCUGGAGCGUGAGCGGCCACUGUCUCUGCUCCAGCUUCUGGGCAGCCACACCCACCGGCAGCCCCUGGUCAUUGCAAUUGUGCUGCAGCUGAGCCAGCAGCUCUCUGGCAUCAAUGCCGUCUUCUAUUAUUCAACCAGCAUCUUUGAGUCAGCAGGGGUGCAGCAGCCAGCCUAUGCCACCAUAGGAGCUGGCGUGGUCAACACCGUCUUCACCUUGAUCUCGGUGUUCCUGGUGGAGCGGGCCGGGCGCCGGACACUCCAUCUCCUGGGCCUGGCAGGCAUGUGUGCCUGCGCCAUCUUGAUGACUGUGGCUCUGCUUCUUCUGGAGCGAGUUCCAGCCAUGAGCUAUGUCUCCAUCGUGGCCAUCUUUGGCUUUGUGGCUUUCUUUGAAAUUGGCCCUGGCCCCAUCCCCUGGUUCAUCGUGGCCGAGCUAUUCAGCCAAGGACCUCGGCCGGCAGCCAUGGCUCUGGCUGGUUUCUCCAACUGGACAUGCAACUUCGUCAUCGGCAUGGGUUUCCAGUAUGUUGCGGAUGCUAUGGGACCCUACGUCUUCCUUCUAUUUGCGGUUCUCCUGCUUGGCUUCUUCAUCUUCACCUUCUUAAAAGUGCCAGAAACCCGAGGCCGGACGUUUGACCAGAUUUCAGCCGCCUUCCGUCGGACACCCUCUCUUUUAGAGCAGGAGGUGAAACCCAGCACGGAACUUGAAUACUUAGGGCCAGAUGAGAACGACUGAGGGGCAAGGCCAGGGUGAGAGCCAGCUAUCUCCACCCAAGACCCCUCCUCUCCUCUGCAGCACUUUAACCCUUUCUUCCCAUUACUUCCAGGGUGGAGAAAACCCUACAGCCUGGGAGAAUUGGGAAGCUGAAGGAAAGGGUGGUCUGAGCACCCCCCUCAUUCCCCCUUGUGUGAUUCUCUUGGAUUAUUUAUAUGUCAUGGUUAGGCUGUGGCCACUGGGAUGGGCCAUUGUCCCUUUUCUUCCUACCCCCACCUAGACACCAGAAUAGUUUUAUCCCUCUAGAGAAGGGGGAUUGCAGGAGUAGAGGUUGUCGACUUGCUUUUUUAGUGGGACAAAUGGAGGCAGAGAGCAAGACAUGAGGUCAAGUUUCCUACCACCUUGGACUCUUCCUGCAAUUUGGCACUUUCACCAAAUUCUUGCCACAUAGCCUCUGGGUGAAGGGGCUUCUGUCUUGACCCCCUCCAGGGCAAAGGACAAACCCUCCCAAAUCUAGCCUCUCCUCUCUUCCUGCCAACUCAGCUUUCUGGGGUGAGAGGGAACACAAUAGCAUGUACUUACAUGUGGCAAGAGGGACAGCAGGCGUCCGCCUCUAGACUUAGGGCCUUAUCUCAGCUACUCCUGCCAAGUGGAGGCCCCAGCUCUUUCCUCUACUCCCAUGCUGGAAGGGUACCACAGGCUUUUGACCAACUAAGGGCAAAAGGGGAAUUGAAAGGCUGCCUGUAAACAUUAGCUGGGAAAAGCCUUUGGAUAUUUUUGUAUGUGUUUGAAGAAGGAGUAGGGAGCAAAAACCAAAGGGCUACUGUUUUAAAUGUGUAUAUAUAGAUUCAUUGAUAAAGUCACUGAAUGAAGA